UGGGAUAUAAGGCUCGGAUUAUUAUUCUAAAAGGCUAUCACUGAUCGACCAAGGUAGAAGGAAGUAGUCACACGCUUCAUUAAUACAAUGGCGCGUUUCGUAAUCGCGGUGACCAUCAUCACCUGUGCGCUUAUUACAAAGAUAUCCUGCUGCGAUGUCGUGAAACUUACUUUCCCGAGUGGAUUUAGCUUGGGGACUGCAAGUGCGUCGUAUCAAGUCGAAGGAGCCUGGAAUGUUAGCGACAAAGGUGAAAACGUGUGGGAUUAUCUCACGCACAACCGUCCCGACUUAAUAACCGAUGGACGCAAUGGCGACGUCGCCUGCAAUUCGUACUACAAGUACCAAGAGGACGCAGACUUGAUUAAAACACUCGGAUUCGACUUCUAUAGAUUCUCCGUCAGCUGGUCACGCGUCCUUCCAACUGGCUUCGCUAACGUGAUUAGCGAAGACGGUUUACAGUAUUACAAAAAUUUGACCGCAGCGUUGGUAGCGAACGGCAUCGAGCCUGUCGUGACAAUAUAUCACUGGGAUCAUCCGCAAGUUAUAGAGGAGAUGGGAGGAUGGACAAAUGAACUGAUAGUGGACUGGUUCGUGGCUUACGCUGAGAUUCUCUUCGAAGCACUAGGUGACAGUGUGAAACGAUGGAUAACCAUUAACGAGCCAGAUGCCUUCUGCGAGGGCGGUUAUGAAGGAGUCUCAAAAGCACCAGCGAAAGAGAUACCUAAUAGUAUCGGCAAAUAUCUUUGCGGACACAACGUUCUGAAGGCUCAUGGAAAAACUUUCCGACUGUACGACGAAAAGUUCCGUGAAACCCAGGGUGGUGAAGUUGGCAUAGUACUACCUCUUAUGGCAUACUUACCGUACAACUCCAGUUAUGAGGCAGAAGCUGAGACUGCGUUUCAAUUCACUUGCGGAUGGAUGGCGCACCCAAUAUACCAUGGAGAUUAUCCGGACAUCAUGAAGACUAGAGUGGCUUUGGUUAGUGAAUACCAAGGCUAUCCGAGAUCACGACUUCCAGAAUUCUCAGAUGAGUGGAUAGCCAUCAUCAACGGAACAAAUGAUUACUUUGGUAUUAAUCAUUACACAUCCAAACUCGUUUACCCUGACUCUGGUGAAGAGCAAGGAAUUUACACUUACGAUCACGGUUUGAUAGUAACCGUGGAUUCUAGUUGGGCUGCAACAGCUUCGAAUUGGUUUUACGUGAAUCCUUCAGGAUUUGGUUACCUACUUCGUAAAAUCAGAGAUGAAUACAACAAUCCUUCAGUGUGGGUUACAGAGAAUGGCUACUCCGAUACCGGGGAACUUGACGACUACAACCGCGUCAGCUAUUAUUACGAAUACCUGAGAGAAAUGCUGAUAGCCAUUAAACGAGAUGGGUGCAACGUUGAGGGUUACGCCGUUUGGAGUAUCUUGGACAAUUUCGAAUGGCAAGCUGGUUAUACGGAACGAUUUGGAAUUACCCAUGUAGAGUUUGACGAUGCCGAUACCAACCGAACCGCAAAAAUUUCACAGUCUUGGUGGGCCAAAGUUCUUUCCAAACGUAAGCUUCAGGCUGUCCCGACGAACACCGCUGCUACUAGAACCCUAUUACCAUGGCAAAAAUAAUUAGAGAAUAUCCAUUCACAACUUACUGUAGCUGAAAAUGGUAGAAGAUUACCUUCGUGCCGCACAGAAAGUUCCUUGGAUUAAAAUAACGCAUAAUAUCAUUAGCCAGUUAUUGUGAAAAAAUUUACAAUUAACAGGACACGUGUCGACGGCUUAGUACAUAUCAAUACAUGCUUACUGAUUUGAA
Messenger RNA from Neodiprion virginianus, 1792 nucleotides. Its product is annotated as myrosinase 1-like. Gene Ontology annotation, biological process: carbohydrate metabolic process. NCBI's taxonomy places the organism in Eukaryota, Metazoa, Arthropoda, Insecta, Hymenoptera, Diprionidae. The transcript is spliced from 8 exons. The record is from RefSeq and is a predicted model, not a curated record. Bases 88 to 1605 code for a protein of 505 amino acids. Gene Ontology annotation, molecular function: beta-glucosidase activity.